Molecule: messenger RNA, 11352 nt
Organism: Orycteropus afer afer
Lineage: Eukaryota; Metazoa; Chordata; Mammalia; Tubulidentata; Orycteropodidae
Gene: VPS13C
Product: vacuolar protein sorting 13 homolog C
Biological process (GO): protein retention in Golgi apparatus; protein targeting to vacuole; mitochondrion organization
Cellular component (GO): extrinsic component of membrane
Source: RefSeq, a predicted model, not a curated record
GGGUCACCGCCCUCAGCUGCGCCUGGCUGUUCCGUCUCCUCCCUCUCACAUUGCCUCAGCCCCACGAUGGUGCUGGAGUCGGUGGUCGCGGACCUGCUGAACCGCUUCCUGGGGGACUAUGUGGAGAACCUGAACAAGUCCCAGCUGAAACUGGGGAUUUGGGGCGGUAACGUGGCUUUAGAUAAUCUACAGAUAAAAGAAAAUUCUCUGAGUGAAUUGGAUGUCCCUUUUAAAGUCAAGGCUGGCCAAAUUGAUAAAUUAACUUUGAAGAUUCCUUGGAAGAACCUUUAUGGAGAAGCAGUUAUUGCAACUCUAGAGGGAUUGUAUCUGCUUGUUGUCCCUGGAGCAAGUAUUAAAUAUGAUGCUGAAAAAGAAGAAAAAGCUUUGCAGGAUAUUAAACAGAAAGAGCUAUCUCGGGUUGAAGAGGCCAUUCAAAAAGCAGCAGAGAAAGGCACACAUUCAGGGGAGUUCAUAUAUGGCUUGGAAAACUUUGUUUACAAGGACAUCAAGCCUGGACGUAAACGUAAAAAGCACAAAAAACAUUUUAAGAAACCUUUUAAAGGUCUUGAUCGCUCAAAAGAUAAGCCAAAAGAAGCCAAAAAAGAUACAUUUUUGGAAAAAUUGGCCACUCAAGUAAUAAAAAAUGUGCAGGUGAAAAUCACAGACAUUCAUAUUAAAUAUGAAGAUGAUGUCACUGAUCCGAAGCGGCCUCUUUCAUUUGGUGUCACAAUGGGGGAACUUAGUCUGUUGACUGCAAAUGAACACUGGACUCCAUGCAUAUUAAAUGAAGCAGAAAAAAUUAUUUACAAGCUUAUACGACUUGAUAGUCUUAGUGCCUACUGGAAUGUAAACUGCAGCAUGUCUUACCAGAGAUCAAGGGAACAGAUCUUGGAUCAGCUAAAAAGUGAAAUUCUUACAAGUAGCAAUAGACGCCCAAACCAUCAAUACAUUUUCCAGCCAAUAUCAGCUUCUGCAAAACUCUAUAUGAAUCCUUAUGCAGAAACAGAGCUCAAAACACCCAAACUUGAUUGGAAUAUAGAAGUACAAAAUAUUGCCAUUGAGUUGACCAAACCUCAGUACCUAAGUAUGAUUGACCUUCUGGAAUCAGUGGAUUAUAUGGUUAGAAAUAUCCCUUAUAGGAAAUACAAACCUUAUUUACCACUUCAUGAUAAUUGUCGACAAUGGUGGAAAUAUGCAAUUGAUUCUGUUCUUGAAGUUCAUAUAAGAAGGUAUACCCAGAUGUGGUCAUGGAAUAACAUAAAAAAGCACAGACAGUUGCUCAAGAGUUACAAAAAUGCCUACAAAAGCAAGUUAACUCAGACUAAAGUCUCAGAAGAAGUACAAAAGCAAAUUCAGGACUUGGAGAAGAGCCUUGAUGUUUUUAACAUAAUUUUGGCAAGGCAGCAAACACAAGUUGAGGUGAUUAGAUCUGGGCAAAAAUUAAGGAAAAAAUCUACUGACACAGGCGAGAAACGUGGAGGCUGGUUUAGUGGGUUUUGGGGUAAGAAGGAAUCUAAGAAAAAAGAUGAAGAAUCUUUGAUUCCUGAAACUAUUGAUGACCUUAUGACUCCAGAAGAAAAAGCCAAGCUCUUCACUGCUAUUGGUUAUAGUGAGAGCACCCACAACUUGACCUUACCCAAGCAGUAUGUUGCCCAUAUAAUGACACUAAAGUUACUGAGCACCUCUGUUACAAUAAGAGAAAAAGAAAAUGUUCCAGAAAUACUAAAAAUUCAGAUAAUUGGCUUAGGAACGCAAGUAUCUCAGCGACCAGGAGCACAAGCGCUUAGGGUAGAAGCAAAAUUAGAACACUGGUAUAUAACAGGUCUGAGACAGCAAAAUAUUAUACCAUCACUUGUGGCUUCAAUUGGUGAUACUGCAUCAUCUUUGCUUAAAAUUGAGUUUGAAACCAAUCCAGAGAAUAGUCCUGCUGACCAGACUCUGGUUGUUCAGUCUCAGCCUGUGGAAGUCAUCUAUGAUGCUAAAACCAUUAAUGCAGUGGUUGAAUUCUUUCAAUCAAACAAGGGGUUAGAUCUUGAGCAAAUAACGUCAGCUACGUUGAUGAAACUGGAAGAAAUUAAAGAGAGAACAGCUACAGGACUCACACAUAUAAUUGAAACUCGAAAAGUCCUUGAUUUAAGGAUAAAUCUGAAGCCUUCUUAUCUGAUAGUUCCACAGACAGGUUUUUAUCAUGAAAACUCAACUCUUCUCAUUUUAGAUUUUGGUACCUUUCAGCUCAAUAGUAAAGAUCUGGGUUUGCAGCAGACUGCCAGUUCAUCUCUGGAAGAAAUAAUGGACAAGGCAUAUGACAAGUUUGAUGUUGAAAUAAAAAGUGUGCAACUACUUUUUGCAAGAGCAGAGGAAAACUGGAAAAAGUGUCGAUUUCAGCAUCCAUCAUCUCUGCAUGUAUUGCAGCCCAUGGAUAUUCACAUUGAGUUGGCCAAGGCCAUGGUGGAAAAGGACAUUAGAAUGGCUCGAUUUAAAGUAUCAGGAGGGCUUCCUUUGAUGCAUGUGAGAAUUUCUGACCAGAAGAUGAAAGAUGUGCUGUGUUUGAUUAACAGUAUAUCCUUGCCACAGAAAUCACCUACACAUUCUCCAGACAGACAGGUAGCCUCCAUUCCUGUUAUUUCAGAUGGGACCAAAUGUCUACUUGGUACUCCACUAUUACUAGAUGGAGUGGAAUCAGAGUCUGAUGAUGAGUAUUUUGAUGCUGAAGAUGGAGAUUCACAGACUGGUAAAAGCAUAAAAAGAUCAGAAGUAAAAAAAGGUUCAGAGACCCCAAAUGAGGAACUCAUUAAUCUUCUACUCAAGUUUGAAAUUAAAGAGGUGGUUUUGGAACUUACCAAACAACAGAAAGAAGAAGAUAGAAUUUUAGUAUUCAGUGUCACUCAGUUAGGAACAGAGGCUACAGUGAGAACAUUUGACUUAACUGCAGUAUCUUAUUUAAAGAAAAUCAGCUUGGAUUACCAUGAAAUUCCAGGAUCUAAAAAGAAGCCCCUUCAUUUGAUCAGCUCUUCUGACAAACCUGGAUUAGAUCUUUUAAAAGUGGAGUAUAUUAAGGCUGAUAAGAAUGGACCUAGCUUUCAAACUACUUUUGAAAACACUGAACAAACAGUUAAGGUAGCCUUUUCAUCUUUAAAUCUAUUGCUGCAAACACAAGCUCUUCUCUCUUCUAUUAAUUACCUGACAAACAUUAUCCCAUCAGAUGGUCAAAAUAUGGGUGAUGUCAAGGAGGCACAAAUUUCAACUGAAAAGCAACAAAAAAGUUCAAAUCUGCGAAAGGUGAUUGCACCCAUUAAAGAUAGUGAUAUUACUGACUUCAGGCUCUUUGCCAAGUUGAAUGCUUUCUGUGUCAUUGUUUGCAAUGAAAAGAACAAUAUUGCUGAAAUCAAAAUUCAAGGCCUGGAUUCCUUUCUUUCUCUUCAGUCAAGAAAACAGUCACUGUUUGCCAGACUGGAAAAUAUUAUCGUCACAGAUGUUGAUCCUAAGACAGUUCAUAAAAAAGCUGUCUCAAUAAUGGGAAAUGAAGUUUUUCGUUUUAGCUUGGACUUGUAUCCAGGUGCUACUGAGGGUGAUUCUUACACUGACAUGUCUAAAGUGGAUGGUGUGGUAUCACUGAAUGUUGGCUGUAUUCAGAUUGUGUAUCUUCAUAAAUUCCUCAUGUCGCUUCUGAACUUCCUGAAUAAUUUCCAGACAGCCAAAGAAGCUCUGAGUGCUGCCACGGCCCAAGCUGCAGAGAAGGCUGCCACGAGUGUGAAAGAUCUUGCCCAGAGGAGUUUCCGUGUUUCCAUCAAUAUUGACUUGAAAGCACCAGUUAUAAUCAUUCCGCAGUCUUCCAUUUCCACCAAUGCAGUACUGGUAGAUCUUGGCUUAAUCAAAGUUCAGAAUCAGUUCAGUCUGGUAUCCGGUGAAGACUGUUUACAUCCUCCAGUAAUCGAUAGAAUGGAUGUGCAGCUAACAAAGCUUAAGCUUUCUAGGACAGUGAUCCAACCAGGCAUCUCCCAUCCUGAUAUUCAGCUGUUAUACCCAAUUAACUUGGACUUUUCUGUAAAUCGGAAUCUAGCUUCAUCUUGGUACCACAAGGUGCCUGUUGUAGAAAUUAAAGGACAUCUUGAUUCAAUGAAUGUUAGUCUAAAUCAAGAAGAUCUUAAUCUUUUAUUUAAAAUACUAGUGGAAAAUCUGGGUGAAACUUCUGAAGACUUGGAUAAAAUGAAACCAAAAAUACAAGAAACAGAUGAGAGGCUGACAGUUGGUGAAAUUAAAGAUCUUGAAAUCUCUACAAUACAACUAAAUGCACAUGCUUCACAAGAUACUUUAACAGCUGGAGUGGAAGAAAUUAGAUCUGUAGACAUCAUUACUAUGCUGCUGAAUUUUGAAAUCAGAGAGGUCAUGGUUACUUUGAUGAAAAAAGGAGAAAAGAAAGGAAAGCCUGUACAUGAACUAAAUGUGCUGCAGCUUGGAAUGGAAGCUAGAGUUAAAACCUAUGACACGACUGCUAAAGCUUUUCUGAAAAAAAUUACUAUGCGAUGCUUUGAUUUCACUGACUCUAAAGGAGAACCUCUGCACAUUAUUAACUCUUCUAAUGUAACUGAUGAACCCCUUCUGAAAAUGUUAUUGACAAAGGCAGACAGUGAUGGACCAGAAUUUAAAACCAUUCAUGACAAUACCAAACAGAGAAUGAAGGUUUCAUUUUCAUCCUUAGACUUAGUACUUCAUUUGGAAGCUUUACUGUCCUUAAUGGAUUUUUUAUCAUCUGCUGUUCCAUCCUCUGAACCUUCCCCUUCUGAGAAGGAAUCUGAGCUGAAACUACCUGUGGGGGAGUCCAGAAGUAUUGCUCUAAAAGCCGUAUCCAGCAACAUUUCUCAAGGUGAUGUGUUUGAUUUAAAGGUCAUAGCUGAAUUAAAUGCAUUUAAUAUCUUUGUCUGUGAUCAGAAGUGUAACAUUGCAGAUAUUAGAAUACAGGGAAUGGAUGCCUCUGUUUCUAUGAAGUCAAAGCAGACUGAUGUCUUUGCCAGACUGAAGGAUAUUGUAGUUACAAAUGUUGAUUUGCUGUCCAUUCACAAAAAGGCUGUCUCUAUUUUGGGAGAUGAAGUCUUUAGAUUCCAAAUGACUUUCUACCCAGACACUACAGAGGGAGAGGCCUAUGCUGAUAUGUCUAAAGUAGAUGGCAAACUUAGUCUCAAAGUGGGUUGUAUUCAAAUUGUUUAUGUUCAUAAAUUCUUCAUGUCUCUUUUGAACUUCCUCAACAAUUUCCAAACUGCCAAAGAAGCUUUGAGUGCAGCCACAGUCCAAGCUGCAGAAAAAGCUGCUUCUAGCAUGAAAGACUUGGCUCAAAAGAGUUUCCGCCUUUUGAUGGAUAUCAACUUGAAAGCCCCAGUUAUUAUUGUUCCUCAGUCUUCAGUAUCACCUAAUGCUGUUAUAGCAGAUCUGGGCUUAAUCAGGAUUGAGAACAAGUUUAGCUUGGUCCCUGUGGAACAUUCUUCUCUUCCCCCAGUCAUUGACAAAAUGAACAUACAGCUCACUCACUUGAAGCUGUCCAGAACUAUUUUACAGGCUGACUUGGCAAAACAUGAAAUUGAAAUUUUAAAACCAGUCAACAUGCUUUUAUCCAUACAGCGAAAUUUAGCAGCAGCAUGGUAUGUGCAAAUUCCAGGCAUGGAGAUAAAAGGAAAAUUAAAACCUAUGCAGGUUGCUCUCAGUGAACAUGACUUAACAGUUCUAAUGAAAAUUUUGCUGGAAAAUCUUGGAGAAGCUUCUUCACAGCCAAGCCCUAUACAGUCUACCCAGGAGGCUCUAAGAGUGAGAAAAGAAGAUGUCCCAAGUGGAUCUGACCUCCUCAAAGAACAAGAAGAUGUGACAAAUUCAAAGAUUCUUGUGGACCACAGUGCCACUCUCCAGUUUGACUUUCACUUUGAAUCUCUUUCCAUUGUCCUUUAUAAUAAUGAUAUCAACCAGGAAUCCAGACUUUCAUUUCAUAAUGACAGUUUACGGCUUGGUGAACUCAGACUACAUCUUAUGGCUUCAGCAGGGAAAAUGUUUAAAGAUGGUUCAAUGAAUGUCAACAUUAAACUUAAGACAUGCACCCUUGAUGACCUCAGAGAAGGCACUGAGAGAGCAACAUCGAGAAUGAUUGACAAAAAGAAUGACCAGAAUAACCACAGUUCUAUGAUUGAUAUAAACUACGAACAAGACAAAAAUGGAAGUCAAAUAGAUGCUGUUCUUGACAAGCUGUAUGUUUGUGCCAGUGUGGAAUUUUUGAUGACUGUGGCAGAUUUCUUCAUCAAAGCUGUGCCUCAGAGUCCAGAAAAUAUGGCAAAAGAAGCACAGAUUUCACUAAGACAGACUGGGACAGCAAGAAUCAAGUCAGAGAAAGAUGAUUCUGUAAGACCAAAUAUGACUUUAAAGGCCGUGAUCAUAGAUCCCGAAGUGGUGUUUGUUGCCAACCUGACAAAGGCUGAUGCUCCUGCUGUCACAGCCUCAUUCCAGUGUAACCUCUCUCUGUCAACAUCCAAACUUGAACAAAUGAUGGAAGCCUCUGUGAGAGAUCUUAAAGUGCUUGCUUGCCCUUUUCUCAGAGAAAAGAGAGGAAAAAACAUCACUACAGUCUUGCAACCUUGUUCUUUAUUUAUGGAAAAAUGUACCUGGGCUUCAGGGAAACAAAAUAUAAAUAUUACACUUAAGGAAUGUAUAAUUAAGAUUUCACCCAUAAUUCUUAACACUGUGAUGACAAUCAUGGCUGCUAUGUCUCCAAAGGCAAAAGAAGAUGAAUCCAAAGAUACAUCUAAGGAAAUGGAAAAUCUUUGGGGCAUCAGAUCUGUUAAUGAUUAUAACUCCUGGUUUCUUGGUGUUGACACAGCAACAGAAGUAACUGAAAAUUUCACAGACAUAGAGCAUCUGUUGAUAGAGGAAAAUUGUGCUAUUGUCGUGGAGUCAGUUCAAGUUACCUUAGAAUGUGGCCUAGGACAUCGAACUGUACCUUUAUUGUUGGCAGAGUCUAAGUUUUCAGGAAUUAUUAAAAAUUGGACUUCUCUAAUGGCUGCUACUGCUGACAUGACACUAGAGGUUCACUAUUACAAUGAGACCCAUGCUGCCUGGGAGCCCCUGAUUGAGAGAGUAGAGGGGAAAAAACAAUGGAAUUUAAGACUUGAUGUAAAGAAGAACCCAGUCCAGGAUAAAAGUUUGGUGCCAGGAGAUGACUUUAUUUUUCUUCCUGAUCCACAAAUGGCAAUUUACAUUUCUUCAGGAGAUACAAUGAACAUAACAAUAUCCAAAAGUUGUCUUAAUGUUUUCAGCAAUUUAGCAAAAGGUUUUUCAGAGGGCACUACUUCUACUUUUGACUACUCUUUAAAAGAUAGAGCUCCUUUUACAGUAAAAAAUGCCAUAGGUAUUCCCAUUAAUGUGCGUCCUAGUCAUAAUCUUAGAGUCAUGGGCUCCCCUGAAAGAAGUGAUAUUUAUGAUGUUGAUGCCGGUCAGAAUCUGGAAUUGGAAUAUGCCAGCAUGGAGCCUUUACGUCAAGGCAAACUAUCUAUAUUGAGCCGUCAAGAAAGCUCCUUUUUCACUCUAACCUUUGUACCUCAUGGAUAUACAGAAGUUGCAAAUAUCCCUGUUGUCAGACCCGGACGACGAUUGUAUAAUGUACGGAAUCCUACUGCCAGUUUUUCUGACUCAGUCUUAGUACAGAUUGAUGCAACUGAAGGGAAUAAAGUAAUUACCCUUCGCUCUCCUCUACAGAUUAAAAACCAUUUCUCUAUUGCAUUUAUCAUCUAUAAGUUUGUUAAGAAUGUUAAACUGUUGGAGCGCAUUGGAGUAGCCAGACCUGAAGAGGAGUUCCACGUGCCUUUAGAUUCAUACAGAUGUCAACUGUUUAUUCAGCCAGCUGGGCUCUUAGAACAUCAGUACAAAAUGUCCACCACCUACAUUUCCUGGAAGGAAGAACUUCAUAGGAGCAGGGAAGUCAGGUGCAUGCUGCAGUGUCCAUCAACAGAAGUUAACUUCUUACCUCUCAUAGUGAAUACAGCUGCUGUGCCUGAUGAAUUAAAUUAUAUCUGUUCACAUGGGGAAGACUGGGAUCCAGCUUACAUUAUUCAUUUGUAUCCUCCCCUGACUUUGCGGAAUCUUCUCCCAUAUUCUUUCAGAUAUUUACUUGAGGGAACAGCAGAAACCCAUAAGCUAGCAGAAGGCAGUGCUGCUGAUGUUCUACACUCGAGAAUUGGUGGGGAAAUAAUGGAAUUAGUGCUAAUGAAGUACCAGGGCAAAAACUGGAAUGGACAUUUCCGUAUAAGUGAUACACUUCCCGAAUUCUUUCUUGUGUGUUUCACUUCUGACUCCUCAGAAGUCAUGACACUCGACUUGUCAGUACACGUCAGGCGAAUUGGAAGUCGAAUGGUGCUAUCUGUCUUUAGUCCCUAUUGGCUAAUCAACAAGACUUCUCGGGUUCUCCAGUAUCGUGCAGAAGACAUCCAUGUGAAACAUCCCGCUGAUUUCAGGGAUAUUAUUUUAUUCUCUUUCAAGAAAAAGAACAUUUUUAGUAAAAAUAAGGUACAGCUGAAAAUAUCAACGAGUACAUGGUCCAGUAGUUUCUCAUUGGAUACUGUAGGAAGUUAUGGGUGUGUAAAGUGUCCUGCCAACAACAUGGAAUACCUGGUUGGUGUUAGCAUCAAAAUGAGCAGUUUUAAUCUUUCUCGAAUAGUUACUCUGACUCCCUUUUGUACCAUUGCAAACAAGUCCUCAUUGGAACUAGAAGUUGGUGAAAUUGCACCUGAUGGCUCAAUACCAACUAAUAAAUGGAACUAUAUUGCCUCUUCAGAGUGCCUUCCAUUUUGGCCUGAAAAUUUAUCAGGCAAACUUUGUGUGAGAGUGGUGGGUUGUGAAGGAUCCUCCAAACCAUUCUUUUAUAACCGACAAGAUAAUGGCACUUUAUUGAGUUUAGAAGAUAUGAAUGGGGGCAUCUUGGUGGAUGUAAACACUGCUGAACAUUCAACUGUCAUAACCUUUUCUGAUUACCACGAGGGAUCUGCACCUGCCCUAAUAAUAAACCAUACACCAUGGGAUAUCCUCACAUAUAAACAGAGUGGGUCACAGGAAGAAAUGGUAUUGCUACAAAAUCAAGUUAGACUUUUUGCCUGGGAAGAUCCUACUACUACCAGAAAACUUACAUGGAAAUAUGCAGCUAAUGUUGGAGAAAAUGAUCUGCUGAAGGAUGAAUGUGGACAGUUUCCAUAUGAUGCAAAUAUCCAAAUACACUGGGUAUCAUUCCUAGAUGGCCGCCAGAGAGUUUUGCUUUUCACUGAUGAUGUGGCCUUGGUUUCCAAAGCACGGCAGGCAGAAGAAAUGGAGCAAGCUGAUCAUGAAAUAUGCUUGUCUCUCCACAGUCUUGGGCUUUCACUGGUUAACAAUGACAACAAGCAGGAAGUUUCAUACAUUGGGAUAACCAGUUCUGGUGUUGUUUGGGAGAUGAAGCCAAAACAAAAAUGGAAGCCUUUUAGUCAAAAGCAAAUAAUAUUGUUGGAACAAGCCUAUCAGAAAUACCAGGUAUCAGGAGAUCAUGGCUGGAUUAAACUAGACAAUAAUUUUGAGGUGAAUUUUGACAAAGUCCCAAUGGAAAUGCGCUUCCCUAUUCGGUGCCCAAUUAAACGAGAUUUUUUAUCAGGAAUUCAGAUUGAACUAAAGCAGUCUCCUCACCAGAGAAGUUUAAGGGCCAGGUUGUACUGGCUCCAGGUUGAUAAUCAGUUACCAGGUACAAUGUUCCCUGUUGUAUUUCAUCCUGUGGCCCCUCCAAAAUCUAUUGCUUUAGAUUCAGAGCCCAAACCUUUCAUUGAUGUGAGUGUUAUAACAAGAUUUAAUGAGUACAGUAAAGUCUUACAGUUUAAGUAUUUUAUGGUCCUCAUUCAGGAAAUGGCCUUAAAAGUUGAUCAAGGGUUUCUAGGAGCUAUAGUUGCAUUGUUUACCCCAACAACUGACCCUGAAGCUGAAAACAACCGGACAAAGUUAAUCCAACAAGACAUUGAUGCUCUGAACACAGAAUUAAUGGAGACUUCAAUGACUGAUAUGUCAGUUCUUAGUUUCUUUGAACAUUUCCAUAUUUCUCCUAUUAAGUUGCAUUUGAGUCUGUCUUUGGGUUCUGGAAGUGAAGAAUCAGACAAAGAAAAACAAGAAAUGAUUGCAAUUCUUUCUGUCAACUUGCUAUUGAAAAGCAUAGGUGCAACUCUGACUGAUGUGGAUGAUCUUAUAUUUAAACUUGCUUAUUAUGAAAUUCGCUAUCAGUUUUACAAGAGGGAUCAGCUCAUUUGGAGUGUCAUUAGACAUUACAGUGAACAGUUCUUGAAACAGAUGUAUGUCCUUGUGUUGGGUUUAGAUGUGCUUGGAAACCCAUUUGGAUUAAUUAGAGGUCUGUCUGAAGGAGUUGAAGCUUUAUUUUACGAACCCUUCCAGGGUUAUGUUCAUGUUCCUGAAGAAUUUGCUGAGGGGUUAGUGAUUGGAGUAAGAAGUCUCUUUGGACACACAGUAGGUGGUGCAGCAGGAGUUGUCUCUCGAAUCACUGGUUCUGUUGGAAAAGGUUUGGCAGCAAUUACAAUGGACAAGGAGUAUCAGCAGAAAAGAAGAGAAGAGAUGGGUCGACAGCCUAAAGAUUUUGGUGACAGCCUGGCCAGAGGGGGAAAGGGCUUCCUGAGAGGAGUUGUUGGGGGAGUGACUGGAAUAAUAACAAAACCUGUGGAAGGUGCCAAAAAGGAAGGAGCUGCUGGAUUCUUUAAAGGAAUUGGAAAAGGGCUUGUAGGUGUUGUGGCUCGUCCAACUGGUGGCAUUAUAGACAUGGCCAGCAGCACCUUCCAAGGAAUUCAGAGGGCAGCAGAAUCAACUGAGGAAGUGUCCAGACUCCGUCCCCCUCGCCUGAUUCAUGAAGAUGGCAUCAUUCGGCCAUAUGACAGACAGGAAUCUGAGGGCUAUGACUUGUUUGAGAGUCAUGUCAAAAAGUUAGAAGAGGAGACUUACAGAUACCACUGUGCUAUUCCUGGAAACAAGAAGACAGUCUUUAUGGUUACAAACAGGCGAGUGUUGUGUAUAAAGGAAGUUGAAAUCCUGGGGCAUAUGUCUAUAGACUGGCAGUGUCCAUUUGAAGAUUUCGUAUUUCCUCCCAGUGCCACUGAAAAUCUGCUAACACUUUCAGUUAAGGAUCAGAGUCUAUUCCACAAAAAAGACAGUGCCAAGCAAGGCUAUCUCCGGAAAAUCUAUCUGCAAGAUGCCGCCACAGCAAAGAGAGCAUAUAAUGCCAUUGAGGAUGCACAGUCAAUGAGACAUCAGCAGAAAUUGGUGAAGCAGUCAUCACUGAAACUUCUGAGGCUCCAACUACCAUCUUAA